This is a messenger RNA of Canis lupus familiaris (dog), 7840 nucleotides long. It is a transcript of the gene PATJ, whose product is annotated as PATJ crumbs cell polarity complex component. The record is from RefSeq and is a predicted model, not a curated record. The transcript has 46 exons. Bases 170 to 5989 code for a protein of 1939 amino acids. Gene Ontology annotation, molecular function: protein binding. NCBI's taxonomy places the organism in Eukaryota, Metazoa, Chordata, Mammalia, Carnivora, Canidae.
GCCACCCCGGCGCCCCGCCCCGGGCGGGGAGGGUCGCGGUGAGGGCAGGGCCUGCCAGGUGAGGCGCGGUCACCCGGGGCCGCUCACUUCCGCCCAGGUGAGGCAGGCCCGAGGCCGCGCCGCCGCCAGCCCAGGUUUCUUUAAAAGGGAUUGAAGACAAUAAUUCAAAAUGCCUGAAAAUCCUGCUCCAGAUAAACUGCAGGUCCUACAAGUUCUUGAUCGCCUAAAAAUGAAACUGCAGGAGAAGGGGGACACAUCACAGAAUGAGAAGCUCUCUCUGUUUUAUGAGACACUACAGAGCCCUCUCUUCAAUCAAAUACUCACACUUCAGCAGUCCAUCAAGCAACUGAAAGGGCAACUCAGCCACAUACCCUCAGAUUGUUCGACCAACUUUGAUUUUUCUAGGAAAGGUUUAUUAGUGUUUACAGACAGUGCCAUUACUAAUGGGAAUGCUCAAAGACCUUCUAAUAAUUUGACUGUCUCUGGGUUAUUUCCUUGGACUCCUAAGUCAGGAAAUGAAGACUUUAACUCAGUCAUCCAACAGAUGGCACAGGGCCGGCAAAUUGAAUAUAUUGAUAUAGAACGGCCUUCAACUGGAGGCCUUGGAUUUAGUGUGGUGGCCCUUAGAAGUCAAAAUCUGGGAGAAGUUGAUAUCUUUGUGAAGGAGGUGCAACCAGGGAGUAUAGCAGACAGGGAUCAAAGAUUAAGGGAAAAUGAUCAAAUAUUGGCUAUUAAUCACACUCCACUGGAUCAGAACAUUUCCCAUCAGCAAGCAAUUGCAUUAUUACAACAAACCACUGGAUCUUUGCACCUGGUUGUGGCCAGGGAACCGGUCCACACAAAAAGCAGAACUUCUAUCAACCUAACUGAUACAACUUUGCCUGAAACAGUUCAUUGGGGCCAUAUUGAAGAUGUUGAGCUCAUUAAUGAUGGCUCUGGAUUAGGUUUUGGAAUAGUUGGAGGAAAAUCAAGUGGCGUGGUUGUGAGGACAAUAGUUCCUGGAGGGUUAGCAGAUCGGGAUGGAAGACUCCAGACAGGGGACCACAUCUUGAAGAUUGGUGACACAGAUGUGCAGGGAAUGACCAGCGAGCAAGUUGCACAAGUGCUAAGGAACUGUGGAAAUUCAGUCAGGAUGCUUGUUGCAAGAGACCCAGUUGGUGAAACUUCUGUAACCCCUCCUACCCCUGCAGCCUUACCUGUUGCCCUGCCUGCUGUAGCUAACAGGAGCCCUAGUACUGACAGUUCUCUUUAUGAAACUUAUGGUGUUGAGCUCAUUAAAAAAGAUGGACAGAGUCUUGGGAUUAGAAUUGUUGGCUAUAUUGGAACUGCUCAUACAGGGGAGGCUUCAGGGAUUUAUGUGAAAAGUAUAAUACCCGGCAGUGCUGCAUACCACAACGGCCAAAUUCAAGUGAAUGACAAAAUAGUUGCUGUUGAUGGUGUGAAUAUUCAGGGUUUUACCAACCAGGAUGUUGUUGAAGUAUUACGAAAUGCAGGGCAAGUGGUACACCUAACUCUAGUUCGAAGGAAGAUGUGUUCAUCUACUUCUCCCCUUGAACGGUCUUCAGACAGAGGAACUGUUGUAGAACCAUCGGGAACACCAGCUCGCUAUGUAACUGGAGCAGUGGAAACGGAAACUAAUUUGGAUGGUGGGGAUGAGGAAACUGAAGAAAGAAUGGAUAAUCUAAAAAAUGACAACAUACAAGCCUUAGAAAAAUUAGAAAGAGUCCCAGACUCUCCAGAAAAUGAGCUGAAAUCUAGAUGGGAAAACCUAUUGGGCCCAGAUUAUGAAGUAAUGGUUGCUACUUUGGAUACACAGAUUGCAGAUGAUGCUGAGUUACAGAAAUAUUCAAAGCUGCUGCCCAUUCACACUCUGAGGCUUGGCAUGGAAGUGGAUUCCUUUGAUGGGCACCAUUAUAUCUCUUCAAUUGCUCCAGGUGGUCCUGUUGAUGCACUGAACCUCCUGCAGCCAGAGGAUGAACUUCUUGAGGUUAAUGGUGUCCAACUGUAUGGGAAAUCUCGCCGAGAGGCAGUCUCUUUUCUCAAAGAGGUUCCACCUCCCUUUACCUUGGUUUGCUGUCGACGAUUAUUUGAUGAUGAAGCUUCUGUGGAUGAACCGAGGACCACCGAAACCCUUCUUCCUGAGAUGGAGGCUGACCACAAUGUAGACAUCAAUACCGAAGAAGAGGAGGAGGAGGAGUUAGCACUAUGGUCUCCUGAAGUCAAGAUUGUUGAACUAGUAAAAGAUCAUAAAGGCUUGGGGUUCAGCAUCUUGGAUUACCAGGACCCUUUAGAUCCCACAAGGUCAGUGAUUGUGAUCCGCUCCCUGGUGGCAAAUGGUGUUGCAGAAAAAGGGGGAGAGCUGUUACCUGGAGACCGUCUGGUCUCAGUUAAUGAAUAUUGUUUGGAAAACACCACACUUGCUGAAGCUGUUGAAGUGUUGAAAGCUGUGCCACCAGGCAUUGUACACCUUGGCGUCUGUAAGCCUUUGGUGGAUAAUGAUAAAGAGGAGGAAAGUCAUUAUAUUUUACAUUCAAACAAUAAUGAAGACGAGACUGAACUUUCAGAAACAAUUCAUGAUAUAAAUUCAUCUUUAAUACUUGAAGCACCCAAGGGAUUUAGAGAUGAACCCUAUUAUAAAGAGGAACUUGUAGAUGAGCCAUUCCUGGAUCUGGGAAAGGCUUUCCAGUCCCAACAAAAAGAGAUAGACAACAGCAAGGAGGCCUGGGAGAUGCAAGAAUUUCUACCUCCUAGAUUGCAGGAGAUGGGGGAAGAGAGAGAGAUGCUUGUUGAUGAAGAAUGUGACCUAUAUCAAGAUCACUUUCAGUCGAUGGACUUGUAUCCCUCGUCACACCUUCAAGAGGCUGCUCCUGUUUCCUCUGUAAAGGAACUUCACUUUGGCACACAGUGGUUACAUGACAGUGAACCACCUGAGCUUCAAGAAGCAAGAUCCAUGAUGAAUAUGUAUUCCCAGGAGACACAGCAAUAUGGCUAUAGCACUGAAAACAUGAUAAAAGAAAAUUUUGGCAUCGAUUCCCUACCCUCCAUAUCCUCAUCUGAAGGAAACAGUCAACAAGGCAGAUUUGAUGAUCUGGAAAAUCUUAAUUCAUUAACAAAAAGCAGUCUGGAUUUAGGCAUGAUGAUUCCAAAUGAUGUCCAAGGUCCUGGUAUGCUUGUUGAACUCCCUGCUGUGGCUCAAAGAAGGGAGCAAGAAGAUUUACCCUUAUACCAGCUCCCCAGGACCCGAGUUGUUUCCAAGGCCUCAGCAUACACAGGAGCAUCAUCUUCUAGAUAUACUGCUGGUGCAUGUGAGUUACCUGAAAGAGAAGAGGGUGAAGGAGAAGAAACUCCAAACUUCAGCCACUGGGGUCCACCAAGAAUUGUUGAGAUUUUUAGAGAACCCAACGUAUCUCUUGGUAUUAGUAUUGUUGGUGGACAAACUGUUAUAAAACGCCUGAAGAAUGGAGAGGAACUUAAAGGUAUAUUUAUCAAACAAGUUUUGGAAGACAGUCCAGCAGGAAAAACAAAUGCUCUUAAAACUGGAGAUAAAAUACUUGAGGUGUCUGGAGUAGAUUUGCAGAAUGCCUCACACAGAGAAGCAGUUGAGGCCAUUAAGAAUGCAGGAAAUCCUGUGGUGUUCGUUGUUCAGAGCUUGUCAUCCACUCCAAGAGUCAUUCCUAGUGUGCAUAACAAGGCCAACAAAAUCGCUAAUAACCAGGAUCAAAAUACUGAAGAAAAAAAAGAAAAGAGACAAGGAACUCCUCCACCUCCAAUGAAACUGCCGCCUCCUUACAAAGCUCCGUCUGAUGACAGUGAUGAAAAUGAAGAAGAAUAUGCAUUUACUAACAAAAAAAUCAGGCAAAGAUAUGCAGACCUUCCUGGAGAAUUGCACAUUAUUGAGCUUGAAAAGGAUAAGAAUGGACUUGGACUCAGCCUUGCUGGUAAUAAAGACAGAUCACGCAUGAGCAUAUUUGUGGUGGGAAUUAACCCAGAGGGACCUGCUGCCACGGAUGGACGAAUGCGUAUUGGAGAUGAACUGUUGGAGAUAAACAAUCAGAUCCUGUAUGGAAGAAGUCACCAAAAUGCAUCUGCCGUUAUUAAGACUGCCCCAUCAAAGGUUAAGCUGGUUUUUAUCAGAAAUGAAGAUGCAGUCAAUCAGAUGGCUGUUGCUCCCUUUCCAGUACCAUCAAGUUCCCCGUCUUCUCUUGAGGAUCAGAGUGGUACCGAGCCUGUUAGCAGUGAGGAAGAUGGGAGUCUUGAAGUUGGUAUUAAACAAUUGCCUGAAAAUGAAAGCUCCAAACUGGAGGACAUCUCCCAGGUGGCUGGUCAAGGCAUGGUGGCAGGUCAGCAGAAGGCACUGGAUUGCCCAACUGACAAUACUCCAGAGACAGCCUGGUGCUUCACCGCCUCUACCAGAAUCUUCCAGCUGGGGAUGGGUUCCCUGGCUAACUACAGAUCCAGAAGGCAGGCUGUCAGCCAGAUGAAACCACAAAAAUAUUCAACAAAAGUCUCCUUCAGUUCACAAGAGAUACCAUUAGCACCAGCUCCAUCAUACCAUUCAACAGAUGUGGAUUUCACAAGCUAUGGUGGUUUCCAGGCUCCUCUGUCAGUGGACCCUGCCACGUGUCCCAUUGUUCCUGGCCAGGAAAUGAUUAUAGAAAUAUCCAAAGGACGUUCAGGUCUUGGUCUCAGCAUUGUGGGAGGAAGGGACACACCUUUGGAUGCUAUAGUUAUACAUGAAGUCUACGAAGAAGGAGCAGCAGCCAGAGAUGGAAGACUUUGGGCUGGCGACCAGAUAUUAGAGGUUAAUGGGAUUGACCUGAGGAGCGCCAGCCACGAAGAAGCCAUCACAGCCCUGAGGCAGACCCCCCAGAAGGUGCGACUGGUGGUAUAUAGAGAUGAGGCACACUACAGGGAUGAGGAGAACUUGGAGAUUUUCCCAGUGGAUCUGCAGAAAAAGGCUGGCCGAGGGCUGGGUCUGAGCAUCGUUGGGAAACGAAAUGGAAGUGGAGUGUUUAUUUCUGACAUCGUGAAAGGAGGAGCUGCAGACCUUGAUAGGAGAUUGAUUCAGGGAGAUCAGAUCUUAUCUGUGAAUGGGGAAGACAUGAGAAAUGCUUCACAGGAGACAGUGGCCACUGUCCUCAAGUGUGCACAGGGGCUGGUUCAACUAGAGAUUGGAAGACUCCGAGCUGGUUCCUGGACCUCCUCGAGGAAGACCUCACAGAACAGUCAGGGGAGCCAGCACAGCACCCACAGCAGCUUCCAUCCCUCCCUGGCUCCUGUCAUCACCAGCCUGCAAAACCUGGUCGGCACAAAAAGAGCUACAGAUCCUUCCCUAAAAAGUUCAGGCAUGGAUAUGGGACCAAGGACUGUUGAGAUAAUCAGGGAGCUCAGUGAUGCCCUUGGAAUCAGUAUUGCCGGAGGAAAAGGAAGUCCCUUAGGAGACAUCCCAAUAUUUAUUGCCAUGAUUCAGGCCAGUGGUGUGGCUGCACGUACCCAGAAGCUUAAGGUUGGAGAUCGGAUUGUCAGCAUUAAUGGGCAACCUUUGGAUGGGCUGUCUCACGCGGAUGUGGUUAAUCUGCUGAAGAACGCCUACGGGCGCAUUAUCCUGCAGGUUGUAGCAGAUACCAAUAUAAGCGCCAUAGCAACUCAGCUUGAAAACAUGUCUACAGGCUACCACCUUGGUUCUCCCACUGCUGAACACCAUCCAGAAGACACAGAAACACCUCCACCUAAGAUUAUUACUUUGGAGAAAGGCUCUGAAGGAUUGGGGUUUAGUAUUGUAGGGGGUUAUGGAAGUCCCCAUGGAGACCUGCCAAUUUAUGUCAAGACUAUAUUUGCAAAGGGAGCCGCUGCAGAUGACGGCCGGUUGAAGCGAGGUGAUCAGAUUUUAGCUGUUAAUGGUGAGACGCUGGAAGGUGUGACACAUGAGCAAGCUGUGGCCAUUCUAAAAUGCCAAAAAGGGACUGUAAUCUUAACUGUGCUGUCGUGAGCCUCCAGUCCUGAUCACAAGAUAGAUGUUGUAGAAUAUCCAUAGGAAUAUGAAGCUCUGAGAAAGGAUGAAAAGCAGCCUCCACUAGAAUCCACCUUCAUUUACCACCUCACCCUCUUUGCUCAAGAGAGGCGGCUAGAUUCCACGUGAAUUGCCCAAAUCAGCCAUCACUUCUUGGUGGGGUUAAUUUCUAAAAUAGAACGAGUCUUACCUGAUUUGCAUCUAAUAUCCACAUUUAUCCACUAAUACUAACUGGCUCUGAUUAUAUUUGCUGAAACCGAAGUUAACCACCCCUCAUUCCUAUGCCCUUCUCUACCCAUCCCUCCUCACUCAGAGACUUAACAGCAAGCUCACAUGUCAUCUGAUGAACAGAAACAAAUGUUAAGCAACUUGUCAGCUCACUCAUGAUUUACUUAUGCUAAUUGUCUCUUCACGUAUGCCAGAAAACAUUAGUAGUGUAAUUAACUUACCAUUGAUCCCGCUGAUGAAAUACCCAAUUCUCCUAUGGGAAAUUAUUGUGCUCUUUUCUGCACGACUUCGAGUCAAAUAAGUCUCAAAUUUGUUUCUCUGGAUAGAUCUUUAUAAGCUAGUCAUUGGUAAUAAUGAUGAGUCAAUUAGCAGACUGUAAUCUGAAAAUUCUGGAAAGCUUUCUAAUUGUUUUCUUAGCUACAUAAAUGUAUAGUACUCAGCAAAUGCACCUUAUUCUCAACAGGAUUAGUUCACGUCCAUGUUCUGAAUUGUAACCAUGCUAAAUUAUGUUCAAGACCAGGAAGGUCAUCUGGAGUUAAUGGCAUCUCAGUAGGCAGGUGUUAUUCCCACCCUUUAGUCUUCAGACAAGGAGGAGAAAGCCCCAGAACCAGUCUGCAGAGAUCACUAAGUUUUGCCUCCAGUCAGACGAAGUCUGAGUGGCCUUGGACUUGUGCAAAGUGCAAUGGCAAAUUUGAGUAUCCUUCUCCUUGGCUCCAUACUGGUCAGUCUAGCAGCACAAGCUGUAGGUAUAGUAGGGAUGGGGCAACAUGCUUGGCCACAAAGUGACUGUGGAAAUGAACUCAGCCUAAGAAUCAGUGAGGGCUAUGUGGCUAAUGGCUCUUGAUCUUCAGGAAGUCCCCCAUUUGCUGAAGUUGUACAGGCUAAGAAAACAACCACAGCAGGAAAUACAAAAAUACCUUUGAAGUUGAAUAGGGGCGUUCUUAUGUAGGUAUUAUGUAGGGACAGAGAUGCUUAUCAGUGAAUAUGUAGGUUCUUCUGUAAAAAAUGUACCAUGAAAGAGGAGUACCAGCAUCUGUAAUAGAAGUAGUUUAGCAUCUUUGAACUAAAACACAAUGCUGCAAAUGGUUCACAGUAAUUAUCAAAAUGGAAUGAGCUCUAACUUAAAAUGGUAUUUAAUAAUUACAGAUUUUAAUUGAGAAUUAUCUUUUGAGUAGAUGUAACCACAAAGUGCAUUAACUCUUGUUGGAAUAUUUUGUGGCUAUUCCAAAGUAUAGAGUGCCUAAAUUUUAUGUUGAAAAUGUCUUUCGUGACUGCUACUAAGUUUUCUGAAGUUACAUAUGGCUUUUGGGAUUUCUGACACAGCCAAGAUGUGCAAUGUUGUUAGGAUCUUAUCUUUCAGUGCACGAAAAGCUAUCAACCUCAGAGGUUCUAUGCUAAUUAUACCUGCAAGAAUACCUAAGGCAGCCAAGAAGAAAUGAAGCCCAAAUAAAACUUGAAAAUGCACCUUAAAAUAAAAAAGUGUGUGUGUGCAUGCACUCGUGUGUAUACACACACAUGCAUAAGACUUCAUAUGUUACUUUUGAAAUGUGAUUCUGCUUGAUUUUGAUGGAAUGGCCAUUAAAUACACAUUUUGAAAUAAUA